This is a messenger RNA of Nematocida homosporus, 675 nucleotides long. RefSeq names its product TP53 regulating kinase. The transcript has a single exon. The coding region runs from base 1 to 675 and encodes 224 amino acids. NCBI's taxonomy places the organism in Eukaryota, Fungi, Microsporidia. Gene Ontology annotation, biological process: protein phosphorylation. The record is from RefSeq and is a predicted model, not a curated record. Gene Ontology annotation, cellular component: cytosol. Gene Ontology annotation, molecular function: ATP binding; protein serine/threonine kinase activity.
AUGACUAGUGACUGUAUGGCUUGGGUAGUGAUUGGCCGGGGGGCUGAGGCAAUAGUAGGACGGUGUUUAGGCUGGAUAGUAAAAACUCGUAUAAAGAAAGGGUAUCGUUUGGCUGCGAUAGAUGAGCGCUUACGCCGGGAAAGAACACGCCGUGAGAAGAAUGUUUUAGGCCGAUUAGAAAAGACUGGAGUUACUCCCAAAUUAGCGGAUGAGAGUAAAGCAGCAGAGAUAGCAACUGCAGCUGGUGUAGAUUUAAAUGAUUCAGUUGUAAUGAAAGAAGCACUUGGUUUAAGUCUUUAUGAACUAGCUAGCUCAAUUAGCACAACCGAAUUAACAGAACUAGUUGUCGCUGCAGCUGAGGCUGUGGGUCGAGUACAUUCUUUAGGAAUUGUACAUGGUGAUAUUACUUUAAACAAUAUUAUUGCUGAACGGGUGGACGGACAGCCAGUAAGAAUCACUCUUAUUGAUUUUGGACUAAGUAGUUUCACGGGUAAAGAUGAAGAUCGAGCGGUAGAUCUCUAUUUAUUUGAAAGAGCAGUUCGUUCAGCUACAGGUGAAGAUUUGUCUUUGGCCAUUGAGCAAGGCUAUGCUAAAUCUGGUUCAGCUCAGACCUUAAAAAGACUGGAGAGUGUGAGACAACGUGGCCGGAAAAGAGAACUAUCGGCCGUUGGAUAA